Molecule: messenger RNA, 5410 nt
Organism: Manihot esculenta (cassava)
Lineage: Eukaryota; Viridiplantae; Streptophyta; Magnoliopsida; Malpighiales; Euphorbiaceae
Product: ethylene-insensitive protein 2
Exons: 9
Coding region: 935-4813 (1292 amino acids)
Biological process (GO): metal ion transport; ethylene-activated signaling pathway
Cellular component (GO): membrane
Molecular function (GO): manganese ion transmembrane transporter activity; cadmium ion transmembrane transporter activity
Source: RefSeq, a predicted model, not a curated record
AAAAAAACAAAGAAACCAUUUAUAUAUCUCUCUCUUUUCACUUUCACUAUCCGUUUCUCUCUCCACAACUUUCCCUGGAAAAUUGAGAGCUUCUUCUGAUCCCUCUAGAAAAUUGAAAAGAAAAAAGCAGUUUGCUUUGUUAUUUUUAACUUCGUGGCCUUUCCUAAAGACGCCUUUUGAGAUCUACUUGCUUCGUAUACUAGAUACAGAUUGCAGAGAGAGGAGGACGAGAGAGGUGCAUACAUAGAUAAACACAAGAGAUUGAGAGAAGACAGAGCACAGAAGAUCCGAGCUGCGGGUUUCUGAUUUUCUUUUGUUUGUGAGUCGUUUCUGUAUUUGAAGCACUGGACUAAUUUGUUUACUGAAGCAGUGGUGGGCAUCAAGGAGAGAUAGCAUUUCAAAUAAUUUGUGGAAGUUUCACGUGAAUUGGUCUAGAAAGCAACUCAUGGUCAGGAGAUGAUUGGGGUAUCUAGCAGGAAGUCGUGCAGUCGCUCCAUGAUAGCAUGCAACUAAAUUUAAAUUCAAGGAUUCCAUUGGUAUCUGAUGAUCACAGCUAAUGUUGGAAUUUGCUGCUAGCUGGCUUUCGUAUUAAUAUUUCCACAGGGAGAUUUCGCUGAUUUGAUCUUUCCAAUUGCAUUUCCUAGGGCUGCAAGAUGUUGUUUGAUACGCUUUUACUGCUUAAUUAUGUGCUUCAAAUAAUUGGAUUUGGCCUUGGCUUUACUGAUUCAAAGCAUGUUCAUUUAAUUGACUUCUAGUGUUCCCUUAUCCGUGAUGUUAUGGAACAAACUCUCAGAUGUGCAGAUUUAAGCAGCUAAUAGCAAUGUAAUUUAUUUGGCUUGACAUUCAUUGAGGGCGUUAUUCUUUUGCUUUGAACUUUAUUUUAGAAUCAUCUUGCUCUGGUACUUGGAGUUUGCUUGUAGUACCAAUCAGUGAUAUGGAGACUGAUCUUGUAAAUGCUAGCAAUCUACCGGGUAUUUUUCGUCAACUGCUUCCUGCUGUUGGGCCGGGACUUUUGAUUGCAAUUGGAUAUGUUGACCCUGGAAAGUGGGCAGCAACUGUUGAAGGAGGUGCUCGUUUUGGGUAUGAUUUGGUGGUGCCUAUGCUCAUUUUCAGUUUUGCUGCUAUUUUAUGCCAAUAUCUGUCGGCUCGAAUUGGUGUUGUCACUGGAAGAGAACUUGCACAGAUUUGCUCUGACGAAUAUGACAAGUUCACGUGCAUGUUUCUUGGAGUUCAAACAGCACUUUCUUUGAUUGCAUUGGACCUCACUACGAUCCUUGGCAUUGCCCACAGUCUUAAUCUUCUAUUUGGGGUGGACUUGUCUACUGGGGUUUUUUUAACUGCUGUUGAUGCUAUUUUAUUUCCACUUUUUGCCACCCUCCUGGAGAGAUGCAAGGCAAGUUUCCUAUGCACAUGCAUGGCUGGCUUUGUGUUGCUUUUUUAUUUUCUUGUAGUGCUUACCAGUCAAACAGAAAUCCCAUUUUCCAAUUCAAUGAAUGGAAUGCCAUCAAACUUAAGUGAGGAAAGUGCAUUUGCGCUGAUGAGUCUUCUUGGAGCGAAUAUUAUGCCUCAUAAUUUUUACCUUCAUUCAUCUUUUGUGCUGCAGCAUCAGGGCUAUCAGAAGAAUACCUCUAAAGAUGCCUUGUGUCAUCACCAUUUUUUUGCCAUCUUAUGCAUCUUUAGUGGCAUUUAUCUGGUGAAUUAUGUGCUUAUGAACUCAGCUGCAAGUGUGUUCAACAGUACUGGCCUUGUUUUGCUUACUUUUCCUGAUGCAAUGUCACUAAUGGAACAGGUAUUCAGAAGUCCUGUGGCACCCCUUGCCUUUUUAAUAGUUUUGUAUCUUACAAGUCAAAUCACAGCGUUGAGCUGGAAUCUUGGUGGACAAGUAGUCUUACAUGAUUUCCUCAGACUAGAGCUGCCUAAUUGGCUUCGACAUGCAACAAUCAGAGUUAUUGCAAUUGUUCCAGCUCUUUAUUGUGUGUGGACGUCAGGAGUAGAAGGAAUAUACCAGUUGCUGAUUUUUACACAGGUUAUGAUUGCCUUGCUGCUUCCAUCUUCUGUGAUCCCACUUUUCCGGGUUGCAUCAUCAAUGCCAAUUAUGGGUGUCUAUAAAAUUUCUCAGCUUUUGGAGUUUGUGGCAGUGAUUACUUUCAUGGGUUUGUUAGGCUUAAAGAUCAUAUUUGUGGUGGAAAUGAUUUUUGGUGACAGUGAUUGGGUUGGUAAUUUGAUGUGGAACAUGGGUAGUGGUGCAUCAGUUGCUUACACUGCACUUCUCUUAACUGCUUGUUCAUCAUUUUGUCUAAUGCUUUGGUUAGCAGCAACACCAUUGAAAUCUGCAACUCGCUUGGAUGCUCAGGUAAUGAACUGGGAAGUACCCAAUGCACCUGAACCAUCCACAUGGAGGGAGGAAAGUUAUUUAUCUGAAACUAUACAUGAAGUGGAACCCAUUCAAAAUCAGGAAGAAUUACCAGAUCCAGGGAAUUCCAUGGAGAGUUAUUCAGAUAUAACUGUUCCAAAAGCUGAACCUGAUUUGCCAGAGACAAUAAUUGAAUCUGAUCAGGAACUGCAUUUGAAAACCAUUGAUGAAAGUCAUUCUGAUGUUAAGUUUUGUAGCCUGCCAAUAGUAUAUCAAGAGGAAUCAACUUCCACAAUAGACUCGGUAUCCAUAUCAACUUCUCUCGAUGAAGUUGUUGAUGGUGAUCUGCCAGAGUCUGUUAUGGUUAAGGAUGAGUCGAUGGAACCAAUUGAAAAGACUGUCGGGAUAGAGGGAGAUUUACAGGCUGAAAAGGAGGAUGCUGAGGGUGACACUUGGCAGCAUGUAGAAUCAUCCAAAGUGGUUCCUGUAAACACCUCAUCUCUGACAUCUGAUGGUCCUCCAUCAUUUAGGAGUCUAAGUGGAAAAAGCGACGAAAGUGGAAAUGGUGCUGGAAGUCUUUCAAGAUUAGCUGGGUUGGGGCGAGCUGCAAGGCGCCAAUUAGCUGCAGUGCUUGAUGAAUUUUGGGGACAGUUGUAUGAUUUUCAUGGGCAAGCAACUCAAGAAGCGAAGAACAAGAAACUGGAUGUGUUGCUGUCUGAUUCCAAGUUUACAUGUUCCUCGCUGAAAAUGGAUGCUAAUGAAAAAGAAUUUGCUGGAUGUUAUCCAUCUAUAGGACGCAGGGGAAUCGAUUCUGCGGUGAAUACUAAUUUUUGCAACUCCCCCAAGCAGCUGAGGCUGCAAAGCAGCACGGACUCAUCAUAUGGAGUUCAAAGGGGAUCGUCCUCAUUGUGGUCCAGCCACAUGCAAUUGCUGGAUGCAUAUGUUCAAGGUUCCAACCGCAAUGCUGUCGACUCUUCAGAGAGACGGUAUUCUAGUGUGCGCACACUUCCUUCUUCUGAUGGCUGGGAUAGUCAACCAGCUACAGUACAUGGUUAUCAGAUUGCAUCUAUAAUAAAUAAAAUUGCUAAGGACAGAAGUUCCAAUUGCGUGAAUGGUCAGAUGGAGUCCCCAGCUCCAAUAUCCCCAUCUUUGGGCCCUAGAAACUAUAGGGACCCACUUGCAGUUGCCUUGGGGCAAAAAUUGCAAAAUGGAUUAAGUUCUCCACAAGCCUCAAGGUAUCAGAACUUUGCAGCACCUGUAAACAGCCCACUGCAAUCAGAAAGAGCAUAUAAUGAUGUUUGCUCUUCUGGAUCUGUUGAUAACACAGGGAUGUCAGCCAAUGCAAAGAAAUAUCAUAGUUUGCCGGACAUUUCAGGAUUUUCUGGUCCUUAUAGGGAUAUGUAUAUGUCUGAAAAGAGUACUCAGUGGGGCAAUACUCUUGGAUUUGGAGUAACUGUUGGGAGAACGAGUUAUGAGCCUUCCUUGUAUUCAAAUUCUGGAUCAGGAGUGCGAGGUUCUUUGGCUUUUGAUGAUGUAUCAAAAAGGUACGGUGAUGCAUUCUCCUAUUCUAUGAGUUCGGACCAUGGCUCCAUCUGGUCCAAACAGCCAUAUGAGCAGUUUGGCAUUGCGGGUAAAAGUCGUGCUGUUUGGAGUGGGAUUGGGAAUAGGUCAAAUUCAAUUACUCCAGAGACUGUCUCCCUCGUGGAUUUGGAGGCUCAGCUUCUUCAAUCGUUCAGAUGUUGUAUUGUUAAGCUUUUGAAAUUGGAAGGGUCUGAUUGGCUGUUUAGUCAAAAUGAUGGAGCUGAUGAAGAUCUAAUUGAUCGUGUGGCUGCAAGGGAGAGGUGUUUGUAUGAAGUUGAAACGAGAGAGAUAAAUGGCUCAGUUCACAUGGGUGAGCCUCAGUAUUCGUAUUCUGACAGGAAGUCUGGUUCUUUAUUGAAGAAUGAUGAGGUUGGUAUAACCAACAUGCUGAUUUCCUCAGUUCCUAAUUGUGGAGAGGGUUGUGUUUAUCGAGCCGAUUUAAUAAUAAGCUUUGGGGUUUGGUGCAUUCACCGCAUUCUUGAUUUGUCACUCAUGGAAAGCCGGCCAGAGUUAUGGGGAAAAUACACUUAUGUGCUUAAUCGUCUUCAGGGGAUCGUAGACCUGGCAUUUUCGAAGCCCCGUAGUCCAAUUUCCCCAUGCUUCUGCCUUCAGCUCCCCUCAGCAUACCAGCGUAGGUCAAGCCCACCUGUACCGAAUGGAAUGUUGCCCCCUACUGCAAAACCAGGGAGGGGGAAAUGCACUACUGCAGCAAUGCUUCUUGACUUGAUCAAGGAUGUGGAGACUGCAAUAUCUUGCCGAAAGGGUCGAUCGGGCACUGCUGCGGGCGAUGUAGCUUUCCCAAAGGGAAAAGAAAAUUUGGCCUCUGUGCUUAAACGAUACAAAAGACGAUUAUCCAACAAGCUAAGUGGGAAUAAAUGAAAAGGGUGUAGGUCAAGCAAGGUUGUGACAUAAGCUCCACAGAGUCUGCCUCAACCUAAGUUGGGUAACAUAAGGCUGCUGAAUUUUGAAAAGCAGCUGAUAAUACUCUGAUCAGAAGUUAAGUUCAGUAUGGGGCUUUCUCUUGUGUAUUAAAAAGUGAAAAUGUGCUGCAAAUUUUACUUGGUUGUAUGUUAUAUAUAGAUAGGAAAGGUUAAGGGAUACGCAGUUUGCAGCAUAAUUAAAGAAAAUGGCAUUUUGUGGUUUCAGUAUCUACUUUUAAGCAAUGUAGAUUAUUGCAGUGGGUGGGGAGAAAAGUAUCUAGACCUAAUCUUUCCUACUAACAUGGUAUAUAUCUUUAGUUUCUCUACUGGCAAACUGACGAUGACUAUGAUUUUACAACAGGUUAUGUAAAACAGGGGCUUCAUUAUGUCAUUGUUCAGUUGCUCAUAUAUUUCUCAGGCACCGACUUUUGUAUGACAUGAGGGAUGGACAUAGAUAAACAUGGUUUGUUAACAGUUUAGCCUUCAACGGCCAAUAUUUUGUUGGAUUCUCAACAAACAUCAUAUCUACAAUGACACAUGAUUGAUUCUGAAACAA